CCUCGGGGAUUCCGUGGCGCGGAUUGCGGGCCCCCAGGGCCGCGGCCUCGGCGCUGCGCCAGCCUCGCUGUUUCCAGUGGAGCCGCCGUCGGGUCCCCGAUCUUGUGUCGGGUCCCCGCGAGUUUUUAAAUUAGGGUUCUGGCACCGCCCAGUCCAGGGCAGAGCCCCGCCCUCAGCCCUGGGAGUCCCCGCGUCGCGCCCGAGCAAACUCGGUUUCUAAAUGGGCGGGGCUGACUCCCGAGUCUCCCCGGAAAAAGUGGGUCCAGGUCUUUGGCUUGACGGAGCCUGUAAUACGGGACCCCAGGAGAAGGGUGACAGUAGGGACCUGGACUUGACUUCUCUGGUCCACAUUCCUUGGCCAGACCCCUUCGGCCACGAGCUCACCAUGACCCCUCCAGGCCACAUACUGCUCCUGUUUUUGCUCCCAGCUGUGGCUGCCCAGAUGUCCACAGGUGAGAGAUCAUGCCCUACCUUUGACCCUGGAACUUCAGGUUCCUGUUCCGGAUGUGGGCCCCUCUCCCCGCUGCUCCUGGCGGGCCUGGUGGCUGCAGAUGCAGUCAUGUCACUUAUAAUUGUGGGGGUGGUGUUCGCCUUGGCCCACCCACGCCCAGGUCGCAGGCCCAACCGUGAAAAUGACAAAGUCUACAUCAACAUGCCUGGUCGGCGCUGACCUCCUGUACCUUCAACCUUUGACUUCUGACCCUCUCAUCCUGAAUGGUGUGUGGUGGCACAGGAACAUAUACACUAUCUCCACCCUUUUGGAUUAGAAUAAAGCAUUUCAAAUACCUCUAGUUUUAUUCUUCCUCCAAGAACCUUAGGAUUCCCCAGUACUCCCUAACUUAGCUGUUUCUGUGAUCAAGACCCUUCUGGGGACCCCAAACAUCCCCAAUUCUUUAACCCAGGGGUCUGGCAUAACGCAACAAUAUUUUUGAGCUCUAUUGUUUAUUUGGGAACAGUAGUGGGUCUAAAAUCUCAAGAAAGACACUCUGGAACUGUUUCCUAGUAGGAGUAGGAAUGAUGAGCUGGGUGGGCAUCAGAAGUGACUGGAUCCAGGUAUCAGGUUGUUGACUCUCAUAUUUUGGACUCAUUUAUAAUACUGCCUCUGUGUGUUGAGGUCGCUGUAGACAUCUGACCUCUGACC
Messenger RNA from Sciurus carolinensis (gray squirrel), 1141 nucleotides. It is a transcript of the gene Hcst, whose product is annotated as hematopoietic cell signal transducer. The transcript has 5 exons. Gene Ontology annotation, cellular component: membrane. Gene Ontology annotation, molecular function: phosphatidylinositol 3-kinase binding; signaling receptor binding. Gene Ontology annotation, biological process: positive regulation of phosphatidylinositol 3-kinase/protein kinase B signal transduction; regulation of immune response. Bases 221 to 670 code for a protein of 149 amino acids. The record is from RefSeq and is a predicted model, not a curated record. Lineage: Eukaryota; Metazoa; Chordata; Mammalia; Rodentia; Sciuridae.